GGCGAGACCCACCUUCGUCUUGCAGUGCUGGUCCUAUUGGAGAAGAUCUUUUUCAUUGGCAAGGAACGAUUAUGGGCCCCACCGACUCUCCAUACACUGGUGGUGUAUUUUUUCUUGACAUCCACUUUCCUAAUGAUUAUCCAUUCAAGCCACCAAAGGUUAAUUUUACGACAAGAGUUUAUCAUCCGAAUAUCAACAGUAAUGGAAGUAUAAGUCUAGAUAUUCUAAGAGACCAGUGGUCACCUUCCCUUUAUAUUUCGAAAG
Messenger RNA from Racocetra persica, 264 nucleotides. The record is from the annotation of a GenBank genome assembly. Lineage: Eukaryota; Fungi; Glomeromycota; Glomeromycetes; Diversisporales; Gigasporaceae.